Molecule: messenger RNA, 6251 nt
Organism: Brienomyrus brachyistius
Lineage: Eukaryota; Metazoa; Chordata; Actinopteri; Osteoglossiformes; Mormyridae
Gene: a2m1
Product: alpha-2-macroglobulin
Exons: 35
Coding region: 338-4606 (1422 amino acids)
Cellular component (GO): extracellular region
Molecular function (GO): endopeptidase inhibitor activity
Source: RefSeq, a predicted model, not a curated record
GUGGCGACUGUAAAAGUUGUAGACACCCCCGCAUAAAUUCAUUUUAUAAUCUCUGAACAGGUUUCACUGCACAUCAUUUGCGGGUGCCAAGAAUCCAGCGCGGGGGGGGGGGCAAGGUUCGGGGGUGCUGUGUAACCUGGAUUAAAAUCUUGCUAACGUCCCUGUGAAAGAAAACCAACGAGCUACUUGUUAUGCAACCCAUCCCUAUUACUAUUAGGCUUUCCUGCACAAAUAAAUGACGUAACGAUUCCCGUUAAGUGAAGGGGCAUACAAAUAUAUUCUCCUGUAUCGCGUUUGGAAGGGGAAACGUUUCACGAACUUGAGCUCGGACCCAGCUAUGUGCGAGCUGCUGCUUAUUUUCGUCCUGCUGCAGGCUGCAGGCACGGGUGGCACAAACGUAUUGGAUUACCUGGUGACUGUCACCUCGCAAGCCGUGAGCGGAAGCACAGAGACAGUUUGCGUCCACCUGGAGUCCCAGGUGCCGGUGACAGUCAACAUCUCACUGCUCAUGGAGGGUGACGAAACUGUAGUCUUAAUGGAGGAGGUGGUAGCUCCCCCUUUCUACCGCUGCGUGCCUUUCCAGAUUCCUGCUGUGUUCUCUCAUAGAGUGGCCACCUUACACGCCACUUUCAAGGGGCCCACAGAGCAUGUAACAGAAAAUACCAGGAUCUUCAUCAUUCCAUCUGGCAGUCUCCCCAUCAUGCAGACUGACAAACCAAUCUAUAAGCCUGGACAGGAAGUCAUGUUCCGAAUUGCAACAGUGGAUUUCAGUUUUUUGCCCCUGAACCAGAAGUACAAAACUGUGGAGUUGAAGGAUUCCAACCACAAUCGUAUUGCUCAGUGGUUAAACCAGUCAGCUGCCAGCGGGAUUCUGGACUUCUCCUAUCGCCUGAGUGCUGAGUCACCUCAGGGCAGCUACGUCAUCACUGCCUGGGACGAAAUAGGCAGACAGGCGUCCCAGUCCUUUGAAGUGCAAGAGUUUGUUCUACAAAAGUUUGAGGUAAAAGUACAUCUUCCUGCUUUUUGGCUUGUUCAAGACACUAAGGCAGCGUUGAAGGUUUGUGGAAAAUACACCUAUGGAAAGCCAGUCCAAGGAUCAGUUAAGGCAAAAGUGUGUUUAGACCCCGAGAUGACCUAUGAAUGCAUGACAUACAACAUGACAACUGACAGGGUGGGAUGUGCCUCGCAAACACUGGACCCGCCAGCAUUGGUAAUACCUGAUUACGGGUUGCCGAGUGUGCAUCUGUUUGUCGAGAGUGAGUUAGAGGAGUCUGGGACAGGAGUGAUCGUGAGGGGGAGUACCAUCUGGGAGAUGUACUACAACACUGACAUGAAAAUUGUCUUCUUUGAGAAGGCACCGGCCACUUUUAGACGAGGAAUCCUGUAUGAAGUCAAACUGAAAGCAAUCAGACGGAUCCAUUCCCCUAGGACGUUUCCCAUUUUCCCUGUGGCCAAUGAGCUUAUUAACCUUCGAGUGAAUUAUGGAGCGACAUCCGACACCUGGACACAGAGGACAAACAGAGAAGGCAUUGCCCUUUUCUCACUGAACACUUCCCACUGGGCACAAGACCAUGUAAAACUCCAGGCCUAUCCCCAAACAUGCACAUCACAGUAUUGCAGACAUGAGAAGACUGUCAAGGCAUUUUUUUCAAAGAGCAACAGCUAUCUGAAGAUCAUGCCAGUCCAGGGGGAGCUUCCAUGUGAUCAGGAAGGACAUAUCUGGGCAAAUUACAUCAUCCAGGGAGCAGCACUGCAGAAGGGCCAGGACUCACUGUACUUUUACUACCUGGUAUUUUCCAGAGGCCACCUUGUGCUGAAUGGGCAGCUGGAAAUAGCAGUGAAGGAAGCAGAAGUGAACACAGGUGAGCUUACUGUCCCACUGAGGCAGAUAAGAUCCUGGGCUCCCUAUGCCCAGCUGGUGAUUUACACGCUGCUGCCCACUCAGGAGAUCGUGGCAGACAGCGACAGCGUUCCCAUCCAGAAAUGCUUCAAUAACAAGGUGUCCCUCAAGUUCCCGUCCGUCCAGGAGCUCCCAGGGGAGGAGACGUUGCUGGAGCUGACAGCUCACCCGGGGUCGCUGUGUUCCUUGAGGGCCAUCGACCAGAGCAUUCUGCUGAUGGCACCAGAGCAGGAGCUGACUGUGGACUGGAUGUACAGUCAGCUGCCGCUGCAGAGGCUUUCGGGAUACCACCGGCGCGUGAAGGAUGAAGUGAGCAGCUUCCUGAUUUGCCGUAAAUCCCACAAUGACAUAUACAGCGUCUUCAAGAAAAUUGGAGUAAAAGUCAUAACGAGCUACAGCAUGAGGGCACCUGGGUCGUGCAGAAGUCGGGAACCUGAGACAUUCAAGCACAAGGACUUAGGUCGCCCGAUGUCUGGCCAGGAACGGAUUCAAUACACAGACAAGGCCACAGAAGAACCGCUGGAGCAAACCGUCCGCACCUACUUCCCAGAGACGUGGAUCUGGGACCUGGUGCCAGUUGGAGACUCGGGCUCCGUGAAUGUGACGCACACCCUUCCAGACACCAUCACCAAAUGGGUGGCGGGGGCUUUCUGCACCUCCCCAGUGGGCUUUGGCCUGGCCCCCAGCGCCCAGCUCACUGCCUACCAGCCCUUCUUCGUGAGCCUGACGUUGCCUUACUCUGUCGUCCGGGGUGAGGUGUUCACCCUCAAAGCCUCUGUGUUCAGCUACCUCCCCAGAUGUAUCAUGGUUCAGGUGAGCCUGAUGGAGUCGGCUGAAUUCACGGCCCAAGCCUGUGAAGGCUGCAAGUACAAGCACUGUGUGUGUGAAGAAGAGAGCAGGACCUUUAGGUGGAUCCUGAAGCCUGCUGCUCUAGGUGAGGUGACCAUUGCGGUAAGUGCAGAGGCCCUGAGGACACAGGAGCUUUGUGGGAACGAGGUGGUGACCACGCCAGAGAGGGGGCGUAUAGACACAGUCGUCAGGAAGCUGCUGGUGGAGGCAGAGGGAACGAAAGAUACCAUUACCCAUAAUGCACUGCUGUGCCUUGCUGAUGGUCCAGUGGAGAAAGAUGUGUCUGUGAAACUUCCAGAAGUGCAUGUCGAGGGCUCUGUCAAGGCCUUCCUUUCUGUGUUGGGUGACUUGAUGGGCCGGGCCAUGCAGAACCUCGACCGCCUGCUAGCCAUGCCUUAUGGCUGUGGGGAGCAAAAUAUGGUGCUCUUUGCUCCCAACAUCUACAUCCUAAGAUAUCUGGAGAGUACCAAGCAGCUGACCAAAGCGAUCCAGGAAAAGGCCAUCUGCUUCUUAAAGACUGGGUACCAGAGGGAGCUAAAUUACAAGCACAAUGAUGGAUCUUACAGUGCAUUUGGAAAGCACGACCAGUCUGGCAACACCUGGCUCACCGCGUUCGUACUGAAGUCCUUCGGAGGCGCAAGUCCGUACAUCUUUGUGGACCCGAGACACAUUGGCGAUGCCAAGCUGUGGCUACACAGGCAACAGAACAAGAAUGGCUGCUUUAGGUCAGUGGGGAAGCUCUUCAACAACGGAAUGAAGGGCGGAGUCAGCGAUGAAGUGUCUCUGACUGCCUACAUCACUGCUGCUCUUCUUGAGAUAGACAGAAACACCUCUAAUGCAGUGCUGGAGAAGAGCUUGUCUUGUCUGAGAAACGCCUCUGGCCAGCUGGAGAACCUCUACCUCACUGCCCUGCUCUCAUACACCUUCACGCUGGCUGGGGACCAUGAGAUGAGGAGCAAGUUCAUUAGCUAUCUAGCCAAGAAGGCAAAGAACACAGGUCAUUGGGAACUGCCUGGUACGUCAGGGACAAAGACAGACUCCCUGGCAGUGGAAAUGACCUCCUAUGUGCUGCUGGCGCUGCUGUCUGGCCCCAUGCUUCCUGACUUUGGCCUGUCCUACAUGUCCGGCAUCGUGCGCUGGCUGAGCCUGCAGCAGAACCCAUACGGCGGCUUCUCCUCCACACAGGACACAGUGGUGGCCCUGCAGGCUCUGUCACUGUACAGCGCCACUACCUUCAGCCCGGAGGGUGAAAGUACAGUGGUUGUGUCAUCGGCCGGUGGAUACAAGCGGGAGUUUGUAGUGAAUCAGCACAACAGGUUGCUGUACCAGGAGGACCGACUGACAGAAGUCCCGGGGGAAUACAGCAUCAAAGCGACAGGCCGAGGCUGCACGUUUGUGCAGAUUGCUCUGCAUUACCACAUCCCUGCUCCUGCUGACUUCACAGCUUUCAGCAUCACUGCCAAGGCAGAUGGGCUGUGCGACAGCUCAAGGAAGCCCUUGACAGUGUCUGUGGGAGUGAGAUACAAUGGGAAACGGGAUGAAACUAACAUGGUGAUUAUAAAGGUGAAGCUCCUGUCUGGAUAUUCACUGGACAAACCUUCCCGUGAAGCUAUGCUAAGUCAGCCCAAUGUAAAGCGGGUAGAAGAGGAUGAUGGGCAUAUUUUCCUCUACGUGGAUGAGCUGACGAAAAUGAAGUCCAACUUGUACUCUCUGACCAUAACCGAAGAUGUACCUGUACGGAAUCGAAAGCCAGCUGUGGUGAAGGUGUACGACUACUACCAGACAAGUGAUGAAGCUGUGAGUGAGUACAGCUCCCCUUGUGCAGACAGUAAGUACUUUUUGUUCUCUCACACAUGAUCUUCACUAAUCAACCGUCAGUGUGGUUGGUUUUUCCCUAAAGAUCAAAGGGAGUGAUUCUACCACCAUCCCAGCUGAACUCACCCUUACUGUCAGACACAGGAAUCCCUACGCAGCGGAACUGUCACCGCUGCGGAGUGGGUACAACGAAAUUCAGCCCCAGAUCUACUGAAACAUGUAAAUCUGGCUGUGUGGUGACUGCGUGUGCAGAGAAUGGAAGAAAAUGAGUGACAGCACGCCACUUCCCAAGGAGAAGCUCGGGAGGGCGCCGUUCGUGGCUUCAGCCGUGCCUCUCAUGAUAAGAAUGAGAUUAGAACAGAAGAUGGUUAAGCUGCCAGCUUCCCCCAAAUUGGGAUGGAGACUGAAAGGGGAAAAAGUGACUGGUUUUUGGUUUCUUGCAGGCCACGGCUUUAAUGAGCUGUAGGGCGGACGGUGCCGUGUGACUGGAGAGCUGGACCAGCCCCCUGACCAUGAUGCAUGAUCAAGCAAGCAAGCUGAUCAGCUGUGCAGAUGUUUCCAGCACUUUCCCUGGGUCGCCCCUCAGUGUAUAUGCUAACAUAGAUACUAACACACCAGAGAUUUAUUUUAUUGAUUUUAAUGCUACUACAUUCUCAAUUUAAAAAAAAAAAAAAACAUCUUUUGAAUGGUCCUCAAGACUUCGUACUUAAACACAGUUAACUAAAUGAUAUCGUUUUAGCAGCCAAUAUUCUACCCCGACAGACGUAGGUGUUUCAGGGAAACCAUUUAACAUUCUGGCAGUUGAUAUUAUUCAUAUUAAUUUAGCAGAUUAACCAACGUUCCCUUUGUGUUUUCACUGUGGACAGAGGCAUGUGAAUUGGUAAUUCAGUGUAAUAAAGUAACAAAGCAAUUUCACUUGUGUGCACAAGCUAGUGGAGAGGAGUUCAGAUGAUACAACAUUUAAAACUGUGCCCAGACAGUGUUGGUACUAAAUUCAAAUUUAAAAGCUAAGACAGAUUUAUAUUGCAUAUAUGUAUAAUGUUUUCCUAAGCAUGAGCUUCAGACGGCCCCAGCUGAUCUUCUCCUGCAAAGCAUGUAGCUUCACAUUCAAACAUCCAGUUCGCCUUAACAAGGGCCACACAAAUCUGCUCAAAGUCAACAAACAUGAUUAUAAAAGAACCUCAUAUACAUGUAAAAAAUACUACUAUCCCAGCAGACUUUACGCAAGCUUUAGUCAAAUACUUGGAGCAAUCAUCAUGACAUGAAAGGUACAAACUACCAUAUACAAGCAUGAAUUGCAUAGCUACAGCACUGCCAAGUACCAUUCUCAUACACCUGGUAUAUAAAUUCCUAUAGACUGCCAGAAAUGCAAUGCUGCUUCAGCAUCAAGAAAAGGGUCAAAGUUCAACUUUUGGCCCAAGGACUGCAUUACAUCUGGAUCUGCUUGCAUACUUAAACCUGCUCACUGGUAACAUUCUCAGACAGCAAAAUCCCAUUUAUUGCUUAGAACUUGUACCAUUCUUUAAGGCAACGGAGAUGAUCCCUGAGUUCAUAUCAUAUUUGGUGGAUUAUGUUGUUUUUCAUUAAGGAAUGUUUUGUUGUUGCGGUUUUGUGUUGCGUGACAGUUAAGGCAACUGUUUUACUUUUUACUUUUUUACUUUUUAAUUUCAUUUGAACUCACUUUUUU